Ilyonectria robusta is the source of this 1499-nucleotide messenger RNA. RefSeq lists its product as uncharacterized. Lineage: Eukaryota; Fungi; Ascomycota; Sordariomycetes; Hypocreales; Nectriaceae. Bases 100 to 1464 code for a protein of 454 amino acids. The record is from RefSeq and is a predicted model, not a curated record. Gene Ontology annotation, molecular function: FMN binding; oxidoreductase activity. The transcript is spliced from 3 exons.
GGGAAUUGGACAAGACAGAAUACAGCAUUCAGAGCAUUUACAGCAAACACGGCACAUCAGAGAACAUCUUCUAUUUCUUUCAGCAACUACAACCUUACAAUGUCUUCGCAACGCUACACCUCCGAUCCCGUGAGUACUGAGCCUCUAGCCCAGCCGCUUCAGUUCCAGCCCUCGGGGCGAAUUGCCAAGAACCGCUUCCUCAAGAGCCCCAUGGCCGAAGCACUCGCAACCUGGAGCCCCAGGGUCCCCUCCGAGAGAGGCAUUCCCACGGAUGAGCUUGCCGAGCUCUACGGCCAUUGGGGCAAGGGCAAGAACAGCUGGGGUGUCAUCAUCACUGGAAACGUCGACAUUGAGUUUGACUCUCUAGAUGGCCUCGCCGACAUGGUCAUCACUCCUGAAUGCCCUCCGAAAGGCGAGCGCUUCGAAGCAUUCAAGAAGGUUGCCGCCGCAGCCAAGGUCGACGGUAGCCUCAUCCUCGCCCAGGUCACUCACCCCGGCCGCCAAGUGCAGGCCCGCGUCAACCCAAUUGCCAUUUCAGCGUCUGAUGUGCAGCUCGAACCCAAGAUGGGAAUGACCUUUGGCAAACCCCAUGCCGCGACCAAAGACGAACUCGCCAGGGUCGUCGAGGGCUUCGCGCACGCCGCCGAGUACCUGUCCAAGGCCGGAUUCGACGGCAUCGAGCUGCACGCCGCCCACGGCUACCUGCUCUCGCAGUUCCUCUCGCGCACCACCAACAAGCGCACCGACGAGUACGGCCCGCAGACGAUCGAGUCGCGGCUGCGCCUCAUUUCAGAAAUCGCCACGGCCAUCAAGGCGCGCGUGCCGGCCGACUUCGUCGUCGCCGCCAAGCUCAACAGCGUCGAGUUCCAGGACGGCGGCGUCACGCCCGCCGACGCCAAGGAGCUGUGCGAGACGCUCGAGGCCCACGGGUUUGACUUUGUCGAGCUCAGCGGGGGCACGUAUGAGCAGCUGGGCUUGAGCUACGAGAAGGCGUCGACCAAGAAGCGAGAGGGUUUCUUCAUCGAGUGGGCUGAGACUGUUACCAAGUCGCUGGCGGCCGAUCACAAGAUGAAGACUUACAUCGUGGGCGGCCUGCGAUCUGUCGGAGCCAUGGUCAAGGCUCUCGAUGUAGUCGACGGCAUCGCCAUGGGCCGACCAGCCGCUGCUGAGCCGCGUCUCCCCAUUGACAUCAUCGAGGGCCGCGUGCAGGGCGCACUGAAGCCGCUGGACGCCGUCGAGGAGGACUUUGGCAUGGGAAUGGGCGUGGCGCUGGCGCAGAUUUCGCAAAGCGCCAAGGGCAAGGAACCAUUGAAGCACAGUGAUCCGGAGGUCAUCCAGACGUUUGGGCAGGAUAUGGGUGCGUGGUACCAGAAGGUUGUUCAAGACGGAGACAAGAUGGAGUAUAUCCGCGCCAUUGAGUACUCUGGACCUCUGGCGGAGUAUGGCACUGUUUCGACUAAGUGAGCGAGAUAGAUUCGGCAUGAUUUGGUAGAUGGUGG